CCACUUUCGACGUAAAGGGGAUCGUUUACUAGUAUAUACCUCACUUCAUACAAUGUCUCAAUCCUCGUCAAAUUUGGUUUUCUCAGACCUGCCUCUCACCCACCCGGCUCUCUUGGAAAUCUUAGAGACGACAUCUUUGCGUCAAACGAAAGCCAACGUGAAAUUCUUACAACGUUGCACUACUGUUUUACGAUCUGACAAUACGGUCCGAGGGGGAACUUCCGAGGUUGAUGCGGUUCUUGGAAUCUUACUCAGGGUGGUUAGGAGGGAUAAAGAAGGUUGGGCGGUUAGUACGUGGGGAAAAGUUUGGUUAGGAAUAACUAUAGAUUUGAUCAAUGCUUCUCCAUCAACUCUUACGGACUCAGCUAUCCGAUUACUCGAAACGAUCAUCACCGUCUCACCUCAAUGGCCAUCGUUUGAAAGAGAAUCAGUCCUUCCUCUUAUGGGAAAGAUAAGUGUGACUUUGGUUGGAGUUUUACAGCAAAUAGGGAACGAUUGGUCUACACUGCAAGAUGUCCCUCUUCCAGUUCGUAUGACUGCUUCCGACCUCUUGGCCUCUCUUCAUUUAUGUGGAGGAAAGACUCAAGCUGCACAGGCUUGGGCGGGGGAAAUGAAAGGUGCUUUAGGGGGUAUGAAUGAUUCUCUCAGUGCUAUAAUGAGGGAUGCUUGGGAAACUCCUACAACGCUCGAAACAUCUUCUUUAGCCACUCUCCCUGUAGACCCGACGGAGAGGCUACCCACAGCUCUCUCAAUCCUCGAGGGAAGCACAGAGAUUAUUCUGGCCCUUCUAAGAUUCGUCACUGUCCGACCUGUACCCGUGCCAAUCGGCGCUAUAGUAGAGGCGUCGUUGAGGUGUAUGAACAUCACAUAUGACACUCCUAUGGUCUCUUAUAUCAGUCCUCAUCAUCAUGCUUCAAUACUUGUUAUUUUGCCCAGAAUAUGGACAGUUGGAUCUCUUCUUCUUGGGGCUAUGGCCAUGGCAUGCGGAGAUCAUCUUCUUCCUCACUUGAGUUCAAUCCUAGAACACAGCGUUUAUCUACUAGAGUCUGUACCCGUAUCUCAAAUCGAGGUCAGAGUACGACUACUUCGUCUACAUCAACUCCUCUUGGACGUAUAUCCCGCCACUAUCUGGCCUGUGGAGUAUACUACCCGUCUUACCAAAUUUGUCCUGUCGUGUCUUUCUCCCAUUUUGGACAAACCAUCCGAAUCGUCCCAUGGACCGAAACAAGACCUGAUUUCGAGUGGGAAGAGAGGAAAGAAAAGAGUUAGAAAUGACGAAGAUGGGCUUAUCUCUGGGUUGGAGGGUAGAGAUGGGAGAGGAGUGUCGGAUGAGGAAAUGGGGGUCAUGUUGGAAGUAAUGAAUCUCUUACCUUCUCUCCUCACCGCUCCACUACUCCCAACUGCCUUACUCACAUUCUCCAUCCGUCUACUACUCUCCCUCUCCCUUCUCCUUCCCACCCUAACUAAGCCUUCUCCACAAAGCAUUGUCUCCCUCCAAACUGCUACACAAGGAGUGUUAAACCAUCUAGCCUUAUCUACGGAAGGCGAGGGAGGUACAUCGAGAAGUUGGAAGACCGUACUUCUUUCUCUCCUCCCAAUUUCCCCAGCCACAUAUCUCAGCUCACAAUCUCUCGCCUCUGAUUCCUCGUUGUGUUUCGUCCUCCAAUCGUCUCAAGUGUCCAGAGGUCUAGGGACGAUGUUACAUCCUGUCUUACCACCUCUCAUGCGACCCGGACCGCCGUUAAGCGCUUUGCACCUGUUUGGAAAGGAAACGGAAGAAGAGGCGGAUGUGAGAAAGGAGGUAGGGUUUGGUGCUCCUCUUCCAUCGCACGUGGAGGACGAAAUGGAUGAAAUUGUACCGAGAACAGAAAUUGUUUCGAGGAUAGACAGGGUGGCAGGAGCGGAUGAGAGGACCGAGGGAGAUGCAGGGGAGGCGACGCCGGCUGAAAGUGUGAUGGUAGAGUCUGAAAUCUCGUCCGCUGUAAUUGAAGUGGUCAAACAUGUCUCAGGCUCGGACAUUCUUCCAGAGCCAGAUCGAGUCGAAUCUACGAUAAAGGAAAUCCGAAAGUGGGGAUGA
Messenger RNA from Tremella mesenterica DSM 1558, 2077 nucleotides. RefSeq lists its product as uncharacterized. The record is from RefSeq and is a predicted model, not a curated record. Lineage: Eukaryota; Fungi; Basidiomycota; Tremellomycetes; Tremellales; Tremellaceae. Gene Ontology annotation, biological process: rRNA processing. Gene Ontology annotation, cellular component: nucleus. The coding region runs from base 53 to 2077 and encodes 674 amino acids. The transcript has 10 exons.